Molecule: messenger RNA, 705 nt
Organism: Eruca vesicaria subsp. sativa (arugula)
Lineage: Eukaryota; Viridiplantae; Streptophyta; Magnoliopsida; Brassicales; Brassicaceae
Source: the annotation of a GenBank genome assembly
AUGGCAACAAAUGGUUUGCUCAAGAUGGUUGCAGCCACUCUUCUCCUAGUCAUGUACAUCGUCCCGGCUGCGUUCGCUGUGACAUACACGGUCGGAGACGUUAAUGGAUGGGCCAGUGGUGUGAACUACACAGUUUGGCUUACUGGAAAAACUUUCAGAGUUGGUGACGUUCUAGAGUUCAAGUACGGUCCGGUACACUCGGUGGAUGUGGUUAACAAAGCCGAAUACGAUACCUGUGAUAGCUCCUCCGCGACCGAGAAUCACUCCGACGGAGACACCAAAAUCGAACUCAAGACUGUAGGAACAAAGUAUUUCAUCUGUCCAACACCUGGUCAUUGCAUCAGUGGCAUGAAGCUUGCCGUUACGGUCAUCGCCUCUGCCUCCUCUCCAGCCACCCCUCCGCCACCGUCUCCUGUUUUUCCUCCUCCGAGUCCCACUCUUCCGCCUCCAUCUCCUGUUGUUCCUCCUCCUACUCCCACCCUUCCGCCGCCGUCUCCUGUUGUUCCUCCUCCCACCCCUCCUCCACCGUCUCCUGAUACCCCAGACUUGUCGCGGUCUGAUGGAACACACGAAGCCGAUUCAGGGUCAAGCACGCCGCCACCCCCAUUUCCUCCACCGCCACCGCCAUCAAGUGGGGCAUCUAGGAGACUAAUGAGCUACGUGGUGGUUGGGAUCUCGCUGUUGUUGACUUGCAUAUAUGCAUAA